CUCAACGAGGUCGGCGCUCCUUCACCUGCUUCCCGAUUCGUACUGCCUGGUGGCCGCGGUACAUGCUGAUUGACACGCAGAUCCUAUAUACGCAAAUUCUCAACUUGAAUCAAAGAAGCGUUAACGGACUAAGCAACCUUGAUCUGUGGAGCCGGAGACCUUUCAAGCAAACGAAGGGCAAAGUUUUGUCAUUUUAUGGAACUCUGCAGACUGAUGGGGUGGGCGUAAGUAUUACCAAGCAAAAUACUCCAAGUCGCAAAGGAGGCCGGCAAAAGAAGAUCGAGGUUCUGGAAGAGGAUGUGCCGUACGUUAACUCGCUUGCUCCAACUGAGCAAAGGGCCGCUGUAUUGAUCGACCCAGGACAAAGAGAUUUGCUUUUCUGCAUGCACGAGUACUCCGAACCAAACGCAAGAAUCCUCUAUCGUUACACCUCCUGCCAGAAGGCGAAUGAAUUGAAGACGAAAAAUACAGAAGGAUCAGAGACAUUAGUCAGCCAAUUCCCAAAUGUCAAGACUGGGCAGGAAAAAUUAUCACAACAUCCCAUUUCAGUCAAUGACCUCGAGACGUAUUGUCACAAUCUAGGGGAAACCGCAAGCGUAUCUCAGGUA
Radiomyces spectabilis is the source of this 608-nucleotide messenger RNA. RefSeq lists its product as uncharacterized. Lineage: Eukaryota; Fungi; Mucoromycota; Mucoromycetes; Mucorales; Radiomycetaceae. The record is from RefSeq and is a predicted model, not a curated record. The annotation marks the transcript as partial. The transcript has 4 exons.